CUCGGGGCCAGAAAAGCCUGCGGACUGGCAGGCCAAAGGCAAACCGAGAGGCCAGGCGGAGACCGGGAGGCUCGAAGCUCCUGGACCACGAGGAACCACCCAACAUGGCAUCGGAGGGGAACAGAAGAGGACGUAUCCCCAGUGGCCACUUAAACCCCACUCCACAGAAAAGAUGCCAGUGAAGUAUUAUGCACACCUCCAUCCCGGCACGCUCUCCUCUGAUCCUUGGCACUCUGGGCCCUCGGACUGAUUUUCAAGUGUUCUUCACCACCCCGCAUCUGUCCUAUGCCCUGGCCUGUGCCCUCUUUCAAAGCAGACAUGUCUCUAUCCCAUUCCUCUGCCCUCGGCUCCUGGGGGGCAGAGGGUCAGCUAGUGACCUCCUGUAAGGCCAGUGAUAAUGGGUGUGUCAGGGGCGCUUUUCAAAAAUGUGGUGGGUGUUGAGACCUAGGCCCUGCCCCAAGUAUGGGACAUGCAGAUAACUCGAGCCUGAUUGGGCCCCUCAGGUGCCUCCUUGCCUGCCUCUACAGCAAAAGUCCAGGUCAGGAGAGCUGGCAGAGAUGUCCUGACAGGAUGUGGGGUUCAGACCGUGGGCUGUGACUUCAGACUGCUGGGCUGCAGACCUGGCUCUAUCCCCCCACCCCCGACCCCCAGUGAGGACAAACCGCAUAACUGCUCUGUGCCUCGGUUUCCCCUUCUCUGUAGCGGAAUGGUAUCGGUACCCACUUCAGAGGGUUGCUGUCAGUGCAUGGCGAGCAAUUAGAAUGGUGCCUGGCAAACAGUGAGAAUUCAGCGUGUGUUGCGCCAGUAUUACUACUGUUAUCAUUGGUGCAUCGGAGCUGGAUUCAAACUCUGGAUUCCAGAGUGACUUCUCACGUUGGUCAGUGGCAGGAAAGGCCCCAGAAGUUUUGCCGUGGUCUCGGGAGUGUCUUGUACCCUGCCACCAUUUCCCUGGAGCAGUCUCAUGUGAGUGGGAAGCUGUGGGGUGGCCGGUUUGUGGGUGCAGUGGACCCCAUCAUGGAGAAGUUCAACUCGUCUAUCACCUACGACCGACACCUGUGGGAAGUGGAUGUGCAGGGCAGCAAGGCCUAUAGCCGAGGCCUGGAGAAAGCAGGGCUCCUCACCAAGGUUGAGAUGGACCAGAUACUCCAUGGCCUGGACAAGGUAGCUGAGGAGUGGGCCCAGGGCACCUUCAAACUGAACCCCAAUGAUGAGGACAUCCAUACGGCCAAUGAGCGGCGUCUGAAGGAGCUCAUUGGUGAAACAGCAGGGAAACUGCACACAGGACGAAGUCGGAAUGACCAGGUGGUCACAGAUCUCAGGCUGUGGAUGCGGCAGAACUGCUCGACACUCUCUGCUCUCCUCUGGGAGCUCAUCAGAACCAUGGUGGAUCGGGCAGAGGCGGAACGUGACAUCCUCUUCCCAGGGUACACACACCUGCAGAGGGCUCAGCCCAUCCGCUGGAGCCAUUGGAUCCUGAGCCAUGCCGUGGCACUGACCAGAGACUCUGAGAGGCUGCUGGAGGUGCAGAAGCGGAUCAACAUCCUGCCCCUAGGGAGUGGGGCCAUUGCAGGCAAUCCUCUGGGUGUGGAUCGGGAGCUGCUCCAAGCAGAACUGAACUUCGGGGCCAUCAGUAUCAACAGCAUGGAUGCCACCAGUGAGCGAGACUUUGUGGCUGAGUUCCUGUUCUGGGCUUCGCUGUGCAUGACCCAUCUCAGCAGGAUGGCUGAGGAUCUCAUCCUCUACGGCACCAAGGAAUUCAGCUUUGUGCAGCUCUCAGAUGCCUACAGCACUGGAAGCAGCCUGAUGCCCCAGAAGAAAAACCCAGACAGCCUGGAGCUGAUCCGGAGCAAGGCGGGGCGAGUGUUUGGACGGUGUGCUGGGCUUCUGAUGACGCUCAAGGGACUUCCAAGCACCUACAACAAGGACUUACAGGAGGAUAAGGAAGCUGUGUUUGAAGUGUCAGAUACCAUGAGUGCCGUCCUCCAGGUGGCCACUGGCGUCAUCUCUACGCUGCAGAUUCACCCUGAGAACAUGGCGCGGGCUCUUAGUCCUGACAUGCUGGCCACUGACCUCGCCUACUACCUGGUCCGCAAAGGGAUGCCAUUCCGUCAAGCCCACGAGGCCUCUGGGAAAGCUGUGUUCUUGGCUGAGACUAAAGGGGUCACCCUCAACCAGCUGUCGCUGCAGGAGCUACAGACCAUCAGCCACCUGUUCUCUGGUGAUGUGAGCCGUGUGUGGGACUAUGGGCACAGUGUGGAGCAGUAUGCUGCCCUGGGUGGCACCGCCCGCUCCAGUGUCGACUGGCAGAUUGGCCAGGUGCGAGCACUGCUGCGGGCACAACAGGCCUAGCCUCCUCCCCAUCCCGCUCUCAAAUAAAGUGGGCCCGAGAGGAGGCUGCUGCAUUUCCUGCCUAGCCUGUCUUUCUCAGCAGUGGGCUUUUGGGGGGUCCGUUGAGGGGCAGUGGAGGUCAUCAAGGAAGUGGAGAGACGGCAAGGAUGGCAACUCCCCGGUGGGGAAGGGAGGAGAGAACAUAGCCAUCUCGUCAGAGCCUCUGCUCCGGUCAGGCCCCCGCUCCCGCCCCCCCUCAUUCCACGGCUUCACAGUGACUUGCCUGGGUGUCAUGGCAGGAGUGGCUUUCCUGGAGCCCUGGUGGGACCUGAUGGGUUUGGUUAACCCAGUCAGUCCCUGUCCAUCUUCCUUCCAGUGCCCUCUAGGCUCCUCUGCUCCCAUUCUGCCCUUGCUUAACCCACCCUUCCUUGGACCGUCACGCACAACUACAGCAUACCAUUGCCCUCCUGAGGGGAAUGAGAUAUUUGGUGUGUGAUGUCCGGCCCUAGGCGAGCUUCAUGCACAGGUUAAGAAGACACCUUCUCCACCCUAGAGAGUGAUGUGCAGUUAAUUCCCAGGCACUAACCAUGGAGGAUCACAGACACAGGAGGGGUUGUCACAUUGAGUCAGCAAGGGGCCUGAGGCCAGGCCUGGCACACAGUAAGUGUUCACUAGCAGUGAGUCCCCAGAGCCAGUGGAGGUGCAGAGACCUCUUUUACGGGAACCUCACCAAAGUCCUGAUAAGAAAUGUCUGAAAUUUACACUUUAUUAACAACAAAGACAAACAAGCUAAACUCAAGAACGAUAACCCCUCCCAAGUGAUUCUGGGAGCAGUGAAAAGACUAAAGAAGCAAAACUUCAGCAGUGGGGACACAACACUAAAAUCCAUAAAGGGUUAGAGCUACAGGUCACAGGUAAAAUCUAGAGCAGCAGUCCCCAACCUUUUUGACACCAGGGAGCUGUGCUCCUGUGGGAAUCUAUCGCCUGAUGGUCCGAGCUGGAGCUGAGGUGGUGAUGCUAGCCGUUAACCUACCUCCUGCUGUGCGGCCCAGUUCCUAAGAGGCCACGAACCGGUACCAGUCUGCGACCCAGGGGUUGGGGACCCCUGUUCUAGAGUAAUGGUUCUCAAAAUUUGGUUCCUGACACUUAUUACCUGGAAUAAGUGUCAUAAAUUGUUAUAAAUGGAAACUCGCAGGCUCCACUGAGACGUUCUAAAUCAGGUUCUGGGUGGGGCCUAGGGAACCGGUUUAACAAAUCCUUCAGGUGUUGCUGAUGUGUGCUCUAGUUUGAUAAUCACUGGCUUCUAGAACUUGGUUAAACUUGCUGCAGAUCAGCAACGUCAGCCUCCCCUGGGUCCCACGCUGCCCUGAUUUGGAAUCUGCAUUUUAACAAACUUCCCUGGUGCUUCUUGUACACAUUAUCGUCAGAAUUGCUGAUCCAGAGAAUGCCUAAGAUCUAGUCUCAGAAAUGAAGGAGGGACUUAAUGUCCAUUGAACAGCCGAUAGGAUUAAAACAGUAAUUGUAAUACAUGUGACACAGGGAACGAAGCCUGAUCUACCACCUGCAUCAAUGGGGCACACUCCUAUCUAAUUGGGAACUCUACUUUCAGACAAUCCUAUGAAAAGUUCCCCAUUAACCUGAACUAGAAUCAGCCUCCCAGUGCUUCCCACGAGUGGUCCUGGCCACAUGUGGUCUGAUCUGAACAAAAGGAAUGAGCCUCUCAUAGCUCAGGGAGAGCAGAGUUUAUGUGGCUUUUCUCCAGACUCUGCCCAUGUCUGUUUCUAUUCUGCUACCAACUGGCCUAAUCUUUGUCUCUUGUCUACUUUAAAUUUUUUUACACCAAGGCUCAGUAUAACCUUAUAUUGGUUUCCUAUUGCUGCUAGAACAAAUUACCACACACUUGGUGGCUUAAUACAACAUAAUUCUUGAGGUCAAAAGUCUGAAAUGGAUUCGACUGAGACAAAACAAGUGUCCGCAGGAAAUGCUUCUUCCAGCGGCUCUGGAGGAGAGUGUGUUUCCUUGCCUUUUCCAGUUUCUAGAGGUACCUGUACUCCUUGGCUUGUAGCCCCUUCUUCGAUCUUCAAGGCCAGCAGUGUAACAUCUUCAAAUCUCUCUGACUCUGACCCUGGGCUUUCGUUGUCACAUCUUCUGACUGAUUUUUCUGCCUCUUGUAAGGACUCUUGUAGUUACUUUCGAUGCACCUGGAUACACUAAGAUAAUCUCUCGAGAUCCUUAACUGAGUCGCAUCUACAAAGUUCCAUUUACUGUGUUAGAUAACAUUCACAAGUUUGGAAGUUUAUGAUAUGGACAUCUUUGGAGGGUUAUUCAGUCUAUUACAUUCUGCUGUUUGGCUCUCAAAGAUGAACAUCCAUCCCAUAUGCAAAAUACGCUCACUCCAUCCCAAGUUCCCCCAAAGUCUCAACCCAUUACAGCAUCAACUCAUGUUCUAAAUUUCAUCAAAAUCUCAUCGGUUCAAACGUCCCAUAUUUCAUCACCUAAAUUAGGUACGAUAGAGUGAGACUGGGUACAAUUCAUCCUGGGGCAAAAUUCUCCAGGAGCCUAUGAAACUCAUGAUUGUGGUAAGUUCACACAUAAUAAACUCAAGAAACAAAUUACUCCCCAAAUACAAUGCUAGUUUAGGCAUAGGAUAAUAGUUAUAGACAUUUCAAUUUAAAAAGGAAGAAAAUGGAAGGACAAAAUGAGUCAGUGGUUCCAAGCAACUUUGGAAUCCAAUGUGGAAAACUCCAUUAGAUUUCAUGGCCUAGGAAUAAUCCUCCGUGGCUCUUGGCUCUGCCCUCUGGGCCUGCACCACUACCCUCAGUUUCUUCUUCCUAAAGUAUAGUACAUGCUUACAGUUGAAUGGCAUAUCGGUCUGUUUUCUGCCUGUAGAAUUCUGAAAGAACUUUGAAAGCCUUCUUUAUUUUUCUCCUCUCUAUUCCUUUUAAUCGAGGCUGGUAGUGAUUUUGCUGGUAUAACAUUCUCAAGAACUUUGUGGGUUUCCUGUGUUUGUCACAGGAGUUCACUUCAUUAGACAGUAGGUUCCUCCACAGAUCUUUACUAGAUAAUUUCAUCUCUAUUUCUGGUUUCUGCUGAGAUAUCUCAGGGCAUCCAUGAGUCAUGUGCCAACCCUUUUUAAAGAGCACACUCGACAGAAUAUUCUGACCUUUUGAUCCUUUCCAGGCAUUAGCAAAAGGUUGUCCAACCAUACCCUAGGCUUUCUAAAGCAUGCUUUCCUGACAGUGAAUCUCCUAAUUUUAGGAUUUUUGCAAAGCUGAAAAUUUCCCAAAUCACCAAGUCCUGGUUUCUGUUUGCUUAACAGUUUUUAUCCCAAUUUCUCUCUCUUUCUCUCUAUCUCUCUCUCUCUUUAUUUUUUCUUGCAUCUUUUACUCUUGGCUGCAAGGGAUGCUGAAAAGCAAGCGCCUGGCAAAAAGGAAUGAGGUUGUCUUAUUAGCUCUUAUUCUAAACUUUAAUUAUCCAUUGUGUGUUGGGGCAGGACCCACUUCACUGAGCCUGUUGUCUUCUGAACAAAAUCAGGGUCUAUAACUAAGGAAGACAGGAAGGGAGCAAUGGCUGUUAGUUUAGUAGCUUAUGGUACCCAAAAAGAUGAGUAAUGCCCUAUUGAAGCACUGAGAUUGCACUACAUGUGUGGCAGUCACAAAGGUGGUAGACUUCGAGUCAUCAAAACUCCAGAGGUAUAUUCUACAUGAGCACUGUGGAACUAUGUCUCAUAGUUUUUUGAAAAAGUGCAAACUAAAAUUUUCCUUUGUGUAAUUAAUUCAUGCAGUUAAAGUUGGCUUGGUUCUCUCACUUCUGCAAAAUUUGUCCAGGAUUUCAUCUAUUUUUCUCAUUUGAAAUCACUAAUAAAAACAAUUUUGAGAGAAAGGCUGUGGCCGAAGGCUGAUGGCAUGUAAUAUGAGACUCUCCUAGCUUACCUUUCAUUGGUAUUUGAAGGACAUGUUUACUCACCCAACUAGGAUUCUACCGAGUAAUGCUGUCAUCCGUUCUACAUUUUUUUCAAAAACGAAUCGUAAAAGACUUUUUCAAAUAUCUUGCUAAAAUUCAAAUAGUCUCUGUUAGAGUAUUACCUUAUCCAGGUCCAAAAGAGAUCAAGGAUGUUAUCAAAAGUUUCCAAAAAGCGCCGAACUUAGUUUUAUUAGUUUUAUAGAAUUUGUAUUGAAGUGAAACUGUAUUGGGUCCCAGUACCUACCAGUUUAUUUUCUAAAUGCACAUUAUCCAUUCCUUUUACUCAUUGUUUCAUUCUUUAAUAAUAGCUUUACUGAGAUAUAAUAAACAUGCCACAAAGCAAAUUCUUUUAAGGUGUUCAGUUUAAUAGUUUUUAGUAUGUUCAGAGUUGUACAAUCAUGACCACAAUCAAUUUUCGAAUAUUUCAUCACCCAAGAAGGAAACCCGCAAGAAAUUUUGUGCUCCAAAGGAAAUGAAAAGACAUCCGCAGAAUGGGAGAAAAAUGUUUGUAAGUCAUACAUCUGGUAAGGGUUUAGUAUCCAGAAUAUAAAAUAAACUUUUAUAAUGCCGCAAUAAAAAGACAGCCCGAUUAAAAAUGGUCAAAGUAUUCUCCAAAUGUACAAGUGACCAAUAAGUACAUGAAAAGAUGUUCAACAUCUUUAGUUGUUGGGAAAAUGCAAAUCAAAACCGAAAUUAGGUACUACUUCAUGCUCCCUAGGUCUGAGUUAAUUUUUGUAUAUGGUGUGAGGAAAGGAUCCAGCUACAUUCUUUUCCGUGUGGAAAUCCCUUCGUUUUAGUACCAUUUGUGGAAAAGACUCUUCAUACCCAAUUGAAUUGUCUUUGCAUGGUAUAUGAAUUAUACUUCAAUAAACCUGAUAUAAAAAUA
This is a messenger RNA of Pteropus alecto (black flying fox), 7177 nucleotides long. RefSeq names its product argininosuccinate lyase (gene ASL). Gene Ontology annotation, molecular function: argininosuccinate lyase activity. The record is from RefSeq and is a predicted model, not a curated record. The transcript has 18 exons. Bases 1015 to 2349 code for a protein of 444 amino acids. Gene Ontology annotation, cellular component: cytosol. Lineage: Eukaryota; Metazoa; Chordata; Mammalia; Chiroptera; Pteropodidae.